AUGGCGAUCUCUCUGUUCCUCGUGGUUUCCCUGUGGCUCUGCGAUUUGGCUUCUUCUAUAUCUGCUUAUCAUUACUCAUCUAGAGGUCCUUCUCUUCGGCUUUCGAAGCCUCUGAUUGGAAAUGAUGGAAGGGUUUAUGCUUGUUCUGAGAAUUAUUUCUUCGCCUUCGAAAGUAAUGGUACUAUCGCUUGGUCUGUUCAUCUAGAAUUCAAAUGUAAUGUCUCUAUGGCUCCUCUUCGUGGAGGUCCAGGCAAGAUAUAUUUGGUUGCUGAGAACAGAGUGCUGGAGAUUAAAUUUGGAAACCGUGGAACUUAUGAGCCUGAGGCACAAGUUUUCUUUGGGCCAGAGACAAAUCAACAGGACGCCGUUGAAAUUAUUGGACUCUCAGUGAACACUUUAAGUUCCACAGUAUUCAUCAAUCUCAGGGGUCGUGGACUCUUCGCAUACCAGUCCUAUGGACGCUUACGUUGGAGUGUUGGACCUGUGCUUAACCAAUCUGGCUACCGCCAAGGAUGCCGCAAAGAUCUGACAAAUUGUUUUUUCACGUCAGUCCCAGUGCUUGAUCAAUGUGAGGCUAGUAUAUAUAUCUCAAACACAGAAGGAGAACUCUAUUGUUUGUCAGUUCGCAGCCGUCAAUUUAAAUGGAUACAGGAUUUUAGUUCGUUAGAUAAAAUUUUCACAAUCACCCCAGGAAACAAUGGUCAUCUUUAUGUAACUGUUCCAGUGAAGGCUCUUCUGUUGGCCCUUGAUGUCUAUUCAGGUAAUAUCUUGUGGCAGAAGAACAUCGGACCAUUGAGCAAAGCAGACAGUGCACCUGUAGUUGAUUCUAAUGGAUGGGUAUCUAUUGGUUCAUUGGAUGGAUUCUUAUACUCAUUUUCACCAACUGGUUCUCUUCAAAAAUUCUCAAGAAUAAAUGCAGAGAAUGUUGUCAUUCAAGUUGGUCCUAUGCUUGAUUGCUCUGGUUAUGCAGUCUAUGUAUCCCAGACACAAAUGGAAGGAAAAAUCAGCUACGGUAUUGAUGAAUCCACCCAUGUUUCAGCUGGUCAACCUAAAGCUGCACUAUUCACUUUACUGGUUCCUGCCACCGGCUCUAUUUAUUGGUCCGAAAGCUCUCCAUGCCAGUUUUCAUCUUUAUUGCAAGAGAGUGAUCUAAGUCAAUUUAUAAUCGAUGAGGAGAUUCUUCUUGCCUUUUUUGCCGCCUCAAAUACAGGCAACCCACUGCAAUGCCGUACAAUAGAUCAGAAGCUUACUUCUAGCUGCUCUCAAGCAAGGACCGAGCUUGUGAAUAUCUAUACAGGCAAUGAAAGGGCAAUAAUCUUGUUUCUUUUCUUCGAGUCAGCUCUUUUGGCAGCAUUGGCUGGAGUUUUGAGAUUCUGCUGUACAUUCUGGGCAAAAAAGAAAAUUAAAAAUCAAGGCCUUGGUAGCUUUCUAGAAAAGCGACGAUCUCUUCAACUCCAGAAGAAAGCAUUUGACAGGAAGAUUACUGAACUAGAAGAAAAAGCCUUAAAGGAAGAAACAGGCGAUGAAGUUCAUGAAAAGAUGGAUGAUAUGGUACGAGAAAGGGAGUGCAUUGAAAGGAAACUCUCAACCACCUAUAGUUUGGGAAGAGACAUGACUGACUCACAAUCAAAAUCUCUUCUUCCUUUGUAUAAGGAAAAAGCUAAAGUCUCUUCAUUUCAGGGUGGAUUCCAUACACUCAGUGGUACAACUUCUGGAGAAAGUAGCACUGAGGAAGAUGCCAACAUGCUUGAAGGCAUGGACUUAUCUGAUAGGGCAAAUGGACAGACAUCUAUGGAGGAUGACACAUCAAGUGAUGAAGAGUCUGUCAGGAGAAGGUAUAUAAGUGCAUCAGACGCAAAAGCUAGCCCUAAGUUAAUCAUUUCAUCCCCUGAAGAACAAGAGAGAUUGAGAGUGAUGUCACUUGAAGAAGGGGAGAGAGAGUUUGUCCAGAGAAGUGGUAGAAGGACAUGGUUAAAGAGAAGAAAAACCUUAUCUUCAACUAACUAGAGGCCUAUUUUAAGGGAUUUCUCCUUCAGCAGUAUUUAUUGUUGUGAGUGUAUAUAUGCACAGAAACCUGAUUCCAUUGUGAAAAACUCAUUGAAAACUCU
Molecule: messenger RNA, 2108 nt
Organism: Neltuma alba
Lineage: Eukaryota; Viridiplantae; Streptophyta; Magnoliopsida; Fabales; Fabaceae
Product: protein GAMETE EXPRESSED 3-like
Exons: 10
Coding region: 1-2007 (668 amino acids)
Biological process (GO): embryo development ending in seed dormancy; pollen tube guidance
Cellular component (GO): plasma membrane
Molecular function (GO): protein binding
Source: RefSeq, a predicted model, not a curated record